Molecule: messenger RNA, 2407 nt
Organism: Struthio camelus australis
Lineage: Eukaryota; Metazoa; Chordata; Aves; Struthioniformes; Struthionidae
Source: RefSeq, a predicted model, not a curated record
AUGGAUUUAAUCGUGGCUUUGCUGGAAAAAAUGGUUGUCUAUCAAGUUCCGCUUCGGGAGAAUCACGUCUGGAAGAGAAACGUGGACCAACAGCUAAGAAUUAAGAUUAUGUAUGACAGAAGCGUUGAGGAUUUGCUACCUGAGAAAAGACACCUUAUAAAGAACAAACUUUUUCCACAAGCUAUUUCUUAUUUGGAGAAGACUUUUCAAGUGCGCAAAUCUACGGGUACUAUACUGCUAAGCAGGCAGUGUGCAACAAACCAGUAUUUAAGGAAGAAAGCUGACCCUCACAGAUACUGCCGAGGAGCCUGUGCAGACCAAACAAGAUGUGGGCCAGUUAUAGUUCCUGAGAAACAUCUCCAGCAAUGCAGGGUAUGCAAUGAGAAUGAAUGGCACUGUGGACCCAUUGGCUUACCUGACCAAGAAGGUGUUCGAGAUGCUGACUUUGUGCUUUAUGUUAGUGCUCUCACUACUGAAAGGUGUGGCCAUGAAAAUAUCAUUGCAUAUGCAGCCUAUUGCCAACUGGAAGCUGAAAUGGACAGGCCAAUAGCAGGGUAUGCUAACUUGUGUCCAAAUAUGAUUUCAACUCAAGCUCAGGAAUUUGUUGGCAUGUUGUCUACAGUGAAACAUGAGAUUAUCCAUGCACUGGGUUUCUCUGCUGGGCUGUUUGCAUUUUAUCGUGAUGAUGAUGGAAAACCUUUAACAGCAAGAUCCAUGGAUGGACUCCCUCCUUUUAAUGAAAGUCUAGGUUUGUAUGAGUGGAGCAAUAAGGUUAUGCUUAAAGCUGUGAGGUUAUGGGAUAUACGUGGUGGCAAAAUGCUGCGCCAUGCUGUGUAUCUUCUGAUAACACCUCGUGUAGUUGAGGAAGCUCGGAAACACUUUAAUUGUCCAAUCCUGGAAGGAAUGGAGCUUGAAAAUCAAGGUGGUAUGGGUACUGAGCUCAAUCACUGGGAGAAGAGAUUGUUAGAGAAUGAAGCGAUGACUGGAUCCCACACGCAGAAUAGAGUCUUUUCCAGGAUCACCUUAGCAUUAAUGGAAGACACUGGCUGGUAUAAAGCAAAUUACAGCAUGGCAGAGAAAUUAGAUUGGGGACGUAACAAAGGCUGUGAUUUUGUAAUGAAGAGCUGCAAAUUCUGGAUCGACCAAAAGAGACAAAAGAGGCAAUUAAUCAGUCCAUACUGUGACACUUUGAGGAGUAAUCCUCUGCAGUUAACCUGCAGACAGGACCAAAGAGCAGUAGCAGUGUGCAACUUACAGAAGUUUCCAAAGCCAUUACCUCAGGAAUAUCAGUAUUUUGACAAUCUAAAUGGAGUGCCAGCAGAAGACUUGCCCUACUAUGGUGGCUCAGUAGAAAUUGCUGAUUAUUGUCCUUUUAGUCAAGAAUUUAGUUGGCACUUAAGUGGUGAAUUUCAGCGCAGCUCAGACUGUAGAAUACUGGAAAACCAACCAGAUCCUACCAAAAACUAUGGUGCAGAGAAAUAUGGACCAAACUCUGUAUGUCUUAUUCAGAAAUCUGCUUUUGUCAUGGAACAGUGCAGGAGGAAACUCAGUUACCCUGACUGGGGUAGUGGAUGUUAUCAAGUGUCUUGUUCUCUGCAAGGGCUGCAUGUUUGGGUCAAGGACACUGCAUACUUGUGCAGUCACUCGGGUCAAGUAUUAAGUGUUAGCAUUCAGAUGAAUGGCUGGGUACAUGUGGGGAACCUAAUCUGUCCAGCCUGCUGGGACUUUUGUGAUUUCUGUCCCCCUGAACGGGAUCCUCCUGCUUCCAACUUAACAAGAGUUGCACCAAUUGAUUUAUGCUCAUGCUCAUCCGGUCUGGUGGUUACCCUCUGGCUAUUGAUGGCUAAUUUAAUUCCCCUGCUAACAGGAUUUUUUCUCUGCGUGUGGAGCUAAGCAUGGGGAAAGAAGGUGUUCCGAGAUGGUACCAUCAUGCUGCACUUCUUAAUGUGAAGCACUGCAAGAGCUUUUUGUCUCUACAGGCAGCUGUACUGGCUGACCCUCUUCUCUCCUGGCAAGUAGCAGUGCUGAUAGCUGCCAGAGUGGUACUGACGACAGCAGCCAGAGUUUGAGAGGAGGAAAACUUACAUUGUCAUCUCAAUAAGUGCCAGUAUUUUCCUGAAUUACGACCUUUCAUUUUGACACAGUAACCAGAUCCACUGUGCUGACUGUGUUAGACUACCUGGCAACUCGGUAAAGGUUUGAAAUGGGAACUUUUCUGUUACAAAACUUGGGUUUUUUUUUUUUUUUUUAUUUGUAUGUCCUCUGUGUGACUGGUAGCAAAGCAUCCUCAAACUGGAAAUAUACCUCAGUGCUUUAGUCAAAAGCCAUGUGAAAAUCAGCUGUCAUCACUGCUAAUAACCCAGGCCAAAAUUGGUGUGGUUGGUUUGUUUGUUUUUGUCAAUUUUUA